Hipposideros armiger (great roundleaf bat) is the source of this 859-nucleotide messenger RNA. RefSeq lists its product as uncharacterized. Gene Ontology annotation, molecular function: integrin binding. The coding region runs from base 168 to 788 and encodes 206 amino acids. Gene Ontology annotation, biological process: integrin-mediated signaling pathway; cell-cell adhesion; cell adhesion mediated by integrin. The record is from RefSeq and is a predicted model, not a curated record. Gene Ontology annotation, cellular component: integrin complex; external side of plasma membrane. The transcript has 3 exons. Lineage: Eukaryota; Metazoa; Chordata; Mammalia; Chiroptera; Hipposideridae.
CUUCGGGGUCCUGGGGGUGCAGGUGAUUCUGAGACUGGCAGCGACUGGGCAGGGAAGGAAUGGGUGUGUUCUGGUCCUUGCUGCGGCUCAGCCCUAGUGUGGCACCUGGCACGCCGGAGCUGCUUCACAUCCGUUAGCCAAAGGAGGGAGUGCAUGAGAACGCAUGGAUGGGCUGGCUGCAGCUGCCAGAAAUGACACAGGCGGAUUCCAGGAAACAGUAUGGCCGCUUCAGAAAACGGUGCAGCAGUGGGGCUGGGAUCCUUGUAUCUAGCCGUGCCUCUGAGACCCAGAGGCCAUUCCCCGGAGGCCCUGUCCUGGGUGCCAGGGACACAGCCAUGGACAGAACGGUCCCCGCCCACAGGGAGCUCUGGGGGAAGGCCAAAACAAUCAAGUUCCUAGAGGACAGGGGUCAGGUAGCCAUGAAUACUAUGAAGGAAGAUAAAGCCCGGGAGAGAACAGAGGGGUGCCACAGGCCUCUGGGCAGGUGGGGUUUGGAAGACCCUGAAUGGAGGAAGUGGGCCCGUUGGAAGCUGGGGAAGGGAGAUGGAGGCAGAGGGUCCGCAUGUGGGCUAUCAGCAGCCUGUGUGGAGGACUCGGUGACCCCAAUCAUCUUGCGUCUCAACUUCUCCCUGGUGGGCAAGCCCAUCCCUUCGUUCGGACACCUCCAGCCUAUGCUGGCUGCAGAUGCUCCCACAUACUUCACAGCCUCUCUCCCCUUUGAGAAGAACUGUGGAGCCGACCACGUCUGCCAGGAUGACCUUCGCAUCUCCUUUGGCUCCUCAGGGUGAACACCCAGCCCCUGGCACCUGCCCUGCUCCCUCAGCCCGCCCUCCUCCUGAAAACUAGACCUCCUGCUGGG